GCCGCUCGGGCCGCGGCGGCGGGGACCAUGCCGAGGAAAGUCUCCUGAGCCCGGCAACUUCGGCCCCUCCCCGCCCCCACCCGGGCUGCCCUCGGCGCGGCCCUGCCCAUGUGCAGCCGGCCGGCCGGGCUCUCCUCCUCGCAGGCGGAUGGGUGACCUUUUCCUGGCACGGGCAGGCUGUGCGAGGCGGCGGAGCAGGCGAUGAAGAAGAAGCAGCAGCAUCCCGGCGGCGGCGCGGAUCCCUGGCCCCAUGGGACCCCUCUGGGGGGCGCCCCUCCGGGCCUGGGCAGCUGGAAGCGCCGGGUCCCCCUGCUGCCUUUCCUGCGCUUCUCGCUCCGGGACUACGGCUUCUGCAUGGCCACCCUGCUGGUCUUCUGCCUGGGCUCCCUCUUCUAUCAGCUCAGCGGGGGACCCCCUCGCUUCCUGCUCGACCUGCGGCAGUAUUUGGGAAAUUCCACUUACUUGGAUGAUCAUGGGCCACCUCCUAGUAAGGUGCUACCUUUCCCGAGCCAGGUCGUGUACAACAGGGUAGGCAAGUGUGGGAGUCGUACUGUGGUCUUGCUUCUGAGAAUCUUGUCAGAGAAGCACGGAUUCAAUUUGGUCACGUCAGACAUUCACAACAAAACCAGGCUUACUAAAAAUGAACAAAUGGAACUGAUUAAAAAUAUAAGUACUGCCGAACAGCCCUAUUUAUUCACUCGACAUGUUCAUUUCCUCAACUUCUCAAGGUUUGGAGGAGACCAGCCCGUCUACAUCAACAUCAUUAGAGACCCCGUCAACCGGUUUUUAUCUAACUAUUUUUUCCGUCGAUUUGGAGACUGGAGAGGGGAACAGAACCACAUGAUCCGCACCCCCAGCAUGAGGCAGGAGGAACGCUACCUGGAUAUCAAUGAGUGUAUUCUUGAGAACUAUCCUGAGUGUUCCAACCCCAGAUUAUUUUACAUCAUUCCAUAUUUUUGUGGACAGCAUCCCAGAUGCAGGGAGCCUGGUGAGUGGGCCCUUGAAAGAGCAAAACUGAACGUGAAUGAAAACUUCCUGCUUGUGGGGAUUCUUGAAGAGUUGGAAGAUGUGCUGCUUUUACUGGAAAGAUUUUUACCUCAUUACUUCAAGGGUGUGCUCAGUAUCUACAAAGACCCAGAGCAUAGGAAACUUGGAAAUAUGACUGUGACCGUGAAGAAGACUGUCCCCUCCCCCGAGGCCGUGCAGAUUCUCUACCAGCGAAUGAGAUAUGAGUAUGAGUUCUACCACUACGUCAAAGAGCAGUUCCACCUGCUGAAACGCAAGUUUGGACUGAAGUCCCACGUCAGCAGGCCCCCUCUGAGACCCCAGUUCUUUAUUCCAACUCCACUGGAAACCGAGGAGCCGAUCGAUGAUGAGGAACAAGAUGACGAGAAGUGGCUAGAAGAUAUUUAUAAGAGGUGAUGCCAGCACUGUGUUGCCUCCACUGGCUUUAUCUCCCUUUUCCGGAAAGUUUUUUGUUGGGGGAAGAAAAAUCCUUAAGGGACUAAAUUAAUGCUCAGUUGCAUUAAAAAGAACGAAACAUUCCCACAUGUUGGGGUCAUUGGGAGAUGCCCGGUUUUGCGGGUCUUUCUUAACUGUAUUCUGGGUCUUCCUGGUUCCCCGGAUCCUUCCCAGGUACACUAGAUGGCGCCAUCACAGGGCAGUUCAUCAUAACAUAGCUUUUUCCCUCUAGUAUAAUGAGAGGAGGGGGAGAAAUACAGCCCAUAGCCCAAUAAUUUAUCAUUUGUAAAAUGACUUGUAAAGAUAUUACCUCAGUGGUAGGAAACACCCAGACUUACAUAAUUCGGUAGAAAUACAAAACCACUUCAGACACCAGGGAAUCUACUCUAGAAGUGUCUAAGAGGGGAAGGUAAGACUGAUAAGGACCUCAGAGGGAGGAUGCCCCUGGAUGAGUGGUUUCCACCCACGUGGGUAGAAUUCUGCCUCUGGUCCAUCUCAGGGGACACUUUUGCCAACAGCAGCAUACUUCUCUCUGAAAUGGCAAGUCAGCUUGUGCCACACCCCCAACCAGUUCAGAGCCUUGAGUACUUUCCAAGGUCAAGGUGCAGGGCAAGCUCCAUUGAGACCCUCUGUUUCCAAGCACCAUUCUGACGGAUCUAAAAGUAGCAUAGCAGGGAAAAGAAUUUGUUUGCCGUGUAAGGAAAAGUGUAGGCACGAGCAUCUCUGGAGGUCAUGUGACAUCAGAAAAUUGGUUCGGUUGUGUUCUUUGUACCCACAUGGCAUCUCUCUCCCCAGCAUCGUUUUCACUGGAGACCCGGGAACCGGUUUAGCUCUGGCAUUUGACUCCUGUGGCAGAAGUUCUAAGCCUGCCCACAGACAAUGCAUAGUCUAACCCCUGGCCAAGCUGGGUCCCACCAUAAUGGCAUCUUUCACCUUCUGGUCCCUUGAAGGGUACCUGGUUUUGGUCCAAAGGGGUACUGAGUUCUACUCAGGCAGCGGUGAAACUCCAACCCCCUUGGUUAUGGAAGCAGCUCUUUCCUGAGAACCCCUAUUAAGACAUUAAGAAGCAAGAGCUUCUGGUAAGAGACUGCCUGACCAGCUUUAUGAGCAGGCGUCUGCCCCCAGAGUGGUGCAUAGCUGUGGGGCAGUUCCAUUGCUUGAAAUGUCUCUUCUCCCCAUUCCUCUCCUGUCAUCUGCCCCCGACUCAUGACCCUGUGGGUCUUUGGAUACUGAAAUGUUUUCAUCUUUAACUGCUCCCCCCCCCCCCCGCUCUGGAUACGCAUAUAUUUCUGGGUGGAUAACAUACAGCCAGCUGAGAAGCAGGGGUGCGGGGGGUGGUGGCAGACGGGAUACAUGUGACAGAUUUUGUCUCCUUCAUGUUUUCUCCCCUAGAGCCAGCCCUUCAAGAGCACUAGCAGAGUGUGAGUUGGGAGUACUUAAUAGUAAAUAAGACUGACUUUACACAAGCUACACAUUUUCUACUUUUCAGAAACCAACAAGUCUCUCUAGAAUUUUUUCUUCGUUCACUAAAAUUGGACAGUAGCCAAGAUAUAAAGCAAGUCAUUUGGAACCUGUCGAGUGUGCACUAAAGCUACUUUAUCAUGAGAUGUAUUAAGAAGGCUCCACCCCACAGGAGUCCAGUGAAGGCUGGGACCACAGAGGCACAAAGUCCAGCAUUUGGCCACUGGUGGGCCUCCUUUCUGCCUCAGAGAACUGGGGCAGAGACGUGAUUAAGAAAAAUGUUCUUAGAAGAGGAAAUAUCCUUUGUCCUGUGUAGAGAGACCAGGGCCCUACCAUUAGGCAUACCUUAAAAAGCAACCCAGAGAACAGCUGUCCUAUUAAAACCAAAAGAUAAGAACAGCGCCUGGUACGUUGUGAGUCAUUUCUAUGAAACUGCAUAUAAAGAAUGAUAAUUAGUUUACACACUGUGCAGGCUCACUCUCUGAAAAUAAAAUGGAACUGGCUUAGUGAUCUCUGCUUUCGUCAGAACAUCGGGACCCAUUGGUCAUUUGCAAAAUGCAUCGUCCUAGUGCAAGUUCACACGAGCACUUCCAGCUGUGUGUUCAAAGGCCUUUACUGUCAGCAGUGAUCAUUAGACCAUGCCAACAAGAGAUGCUGACCUAUUCACUUGCAGGGCCUUAAUGCUGUUUUGCCCCAACAAAGAGUCUCUACGUCCUAAAAGUCAAGGCACUUCAUCAAUUUAUUGGCACACAUGACAGGAUUUCUUUGGCCCUGAGCCCAACGCAGUUUGUACUUCAUGAAAUAUAUUGUACAUUUUACAUAGUUUAAUUUAAAAAAAAAAUACAUUUUAAGCUGGUUGAUCUUUGACUGCCUUAUUUAUUAUAACCUUUCAGCACAUUCCAAGGUUUUAGUUACUCAGGAAGGAGUUAAUUAAAAUGAUUUUAUUUUGGUCUGAUGGAUGUUUUUUAAAAGGAAAAUUAUUAUUAUGAACCUUCAGCCUACUCUUCUGGAGUGCCGUAAAAGUGCUUGUAAAUCCUUUUUUUUUUUUUUUUUAAGAAGAAGAAGGAAGAAAAAAAUGGUGUUUGACAUUGAUGGAAAUUCAAAAAUAUAUAUGGAACUGAAACAUUAGCUUAGCUAAAAUAAAAGCAAUCUGUGUUUGAGAUGAAGUGUUCCUUAACUUAUUCAUCAUCCAUAUAAAUAAAUGAAUAUAAAUAAGUUGCAAUUUUUUCCCCAUUCUGUUCCUAGCUGGAAAUAAAAGUGCCUGCAGUUUU
Messenger RNA from Prionailurus viverrinus (fishing cat), 4193 nucleotides. It is a transcript of the gene UST, whose product is annotated as uronyl 2-sulfotransferase. NCBI's taxonomy places the organism in Eukaryota, Metazoa, Chordata, Mammalia, Carnivora, Felidae. Bases 202 to 1422 code for a protein of 406 amino acids. The transcript is spliced from 8 exons. The record is from RefSeq and is a predicted model, not a curated record. Gene Ontology annotation, molecular function: sulfotransferase activity. Gene Ontology annotation, cellular component: membrane.